ACCAACCACCCCAAACUGCUCCAGGCUUCAAAUAUUAUCUUAAUGAAAAAGUCUGUCGUCUUUUGGAAUGACAAGGCUCAAAUGAUAGGGGUACACCUCAAUUGACAAUCUAGCUUAACAAAUUGAACAUUUGGGGCCACAAGGUACGCUGCAGUAAGUCCCAGAGCCAAGAACCAACCAAUAUCUCUUUUCCCCUUUAAAAGCCGGUACGUGCACCUUUGAUUCCCACAGCAAAAUUGGUAAAAUUAGUAACAAGCAUGGCUGUUAUGGUUCCUUUCUUGAGCUUUAUCCUCAUCUUCUCGCUAGUUUCAGUAGGGAAUUCUCUGAGUUCAAACUACUAUGAGAAAACUUGCCCUCAUUUGGAGUCAAUAGUUGCUCAGGCUGUGAAGAAGGCCACUGCCAGUGACAACACUGCUCCUGCGGCACUUCUGAGAAUGCACUUUCACGAUUGCUUCGUUAGGGGAUGUGAUGCCUCAGUGCUACUAAACUCAAAAGUGAAGCACAAAGCAGAAAAAGAUGGACCACCAAACAUUUCUUUGCAUGCGUUCUAUGUCAUUGAUAAUGCAAAGAGGGAAGUAGAAGAUUCAUGCCCCGGCGUAGUCUCUUGUGCUGAUAUCCUAGCUCUAGCAGCCAGGGAUGCAGUUUUUCUGUCCGGAGGUCCAUAUUGGGAUGUUCCCAAAGGAAGAAAGGAUGGAAGAGUAUCCAAGGCCAGUGAAAGCUUUCAACUGCCAGCACAAACUUUCAACAUAUCACAACUGCAGAAGAACUUCGCUCAAAGAGGUCUAUCUUUGGAAGACUUGGUAGCUCUCUCAGGAGGACACACUCUGGGUUUCUCCCACUGCUCAUCCUUCAGGAACAGAAUCCAAAAUUUUGAUGCCAAACAUGACGUGGACCCAUCGUUGAAUCCGUCAUUUGCAGCAAAACUAAAAUCAAUUUGUCCGGUCAAGAAUACGCCAAAGAAUGCGGGUAGCACUAUGGACACUUCGGCAACUACUUUUGAUAAUACUUAUUACAAAUUGAUACUCCAAGGGAAGGUCCUCUUCUCUUCUGAUCAAGCUCUGCUUACAACACCAGAGACCAAGAAUCUGGUUUCUAAGUUUGCUGCCUCCGAAGGAGCAUUUUACAGGGCUUUUGUGAAGUCCAUGAUCAAAAUGAGCAGCUUAAAUGGUGGGCAAGAGGUCCGGAGGGACUGCAGGGCGGUCAAUUAGGAAUUCCUGUUUUGUUUGAUACCAAGAAAAACUACGACUUCCCGCAAAAGUAAAAGUACAUGAUUGAGAAAUGGCUUCAAAAUAACUCUCUGUUCCCUCAAAAUUGUAUGUUUAUCUCAAAGCAAUCAUAUUCAAGCGUGUCUUGUAAAGUGAACUU
This is a messenger RNA of Neltuma alba, 1365 nucleotides long. RefSeq names its product peroxidase 64. Lineage: Eukaryota; Viridiplantae; Streptophyta; Magnoliopsida; Fabales; Fabaceae. The coding region runs from base 258 to 1208 and encodes 316 amino acids. The record is from RefSeq and is a predicted model, not a curated record. The transcript is spliced from 4 exons. Gene Ontology annotation, molecular function: heme binding; peroxidase activity. Gene Ontology annotation, biological process: response to oxidative stress; hydrogen peroxide catabolic process.